CUCAUUGCCUUAAGUGAAGGAAUAUUUGUUUAACUGAUUCUUUGAAUACUUUUUUUUGUACAAAAAGUUUAUUAAAUUGAUAUUAAAUAUGAGGAAAGUUUUAAGUUUUGAAAAUUUGUGCGCUUUUGUGCUGUUAUUGUGGGCAUCGGAGACAUGGAUGGUGUCGGCUGUGUGUCCGCACAUACAAACAGUGCCCAACUUUGAUCCCGAGCGGUUCAUGGGCAAAUGGUAUGAAAUACAGAAAUAUCCCAAUGUAUGGGAAGCCGGGCAGAAGUGUAUUACAACUAAUUAUAAUCUUAACCCCAACGGCACUAUCAAUGUUGAAAAUCGUGGCGUUUAUAAAUUGAUUAACUACCCAAUAAAUAUACGAGGUUUGGCCACACCUAACACAACUGAUCCAGCUAGGUUUGAUAUAGAGUUCAGACGAUUCGCCGGUUUUACUGGAAAAUCAAAACUUUGGAUAUUGGAGACCGACUAUCAAAACUAUGCGCUCACAUAUUCCUGCUCUUCGCUACCCGUAGUGCCCAUUAAUAUCGAAAAUGCAUGGAUUAUGAGUAGAACUCCUACUUUGGACCAACAGAUUGUGGACCUCCUGUCCAAUAGGCUUACGGCCAUCAAUAGUCCGACUUUUCUAUUCUUCCGCACCGAUCAAAGCAAUUGUCCCAACGAUGACAACAAUACUGAUGGUAGAAAUCCAUAGGAUUUUGUUGUGCUUUUCUUCGUAAAGAUAUUUUAUUUAAUCAUAAAAUAAAGUUAUUGUGUUUUCUUUGACUAA
Messenger RNA from Medioppia subpectinata, 775 nucleotides. The record is from the annotation of a GenBank genome assembly. Lineage: Eukaryota; Metazoa; Arthropoda; Arachnida; Sarcoptiformes; Oppiidae.